GUGGACCCCAGGAAGGACAGCGAGAAAUAUGCAGAAGAGAACUUUAAGACGUUUGUGUUUGAGGAAACCCGAUUCACCGCAGUGACUGCCUAUCAGAACCACAGAAUCACUCAACUUAAAAUUGCUAGCAAUCCGUUUGCCAAGGGCUUCCGGGACUGUGACCCAGAAGACUGGCCUAGGAAUCAUCGGCCAGGAUCUCUUCCUCUUAUGAGUGCAUUUGCAAGGUCUAGGAAUCCUGUUUCAUCACCUCCACAGAAUGGAAGUGACAAAGAUGGAGACAGCAGAAGGGAGUAUGAAAGGGAUACCAGUGGCACGCCAUUACAUGGGGAUGCAGCCCACCAGCAACUUAUGUCCAGAGUUCUUAGCCCUUCACUUCCUGUACCAGGAGGACUUGUGCCCCUUAGCACUGGCAGACCCAGUCCCCCCCAUGAACUGCGUCUGGACCCACACUCUCAAGGUUCAGAACCUCUUCAUCACCACCCAUACAAGUACCCCACAAGCUACGAUCACUAUUUAGGAGCAAAAACCAGA
Messenger RNA from Staurois parvus, 531 nucleotides. Lineage: Eukaryota; Metazoa; Chordata; Amphibia; Anura; Ranidae. The record is from the annotation of a GenBank genome assembly.